AUGCUCUUGACGGAUCUUUUUAAUCGGUGCCUACACAUUGGAAUUAUUCCCGAUAUUUGGAGGCCUAUCAGUAUAACGCCCGUACCAAAGAAGGAAUCCACGAAAUUCCGUCCGAUCGCCUAUACAUUCGUCAUGCUGAAAGUUUUCGAACGACUACUUGUACCUUGGAUUUCAACAAGUUCUCCAGCUAUGGGCGUAUCUCAGUUUGCAUACAGACCCCGACAUUCCACGUUGGAUGCCGUAGCAUAUCUUUCUUACUCCAUAACAUCUUCAUUGGAUGCGAAAUGCGAGAAUAUGUGGCCCCUCUUCAUUGAUUACGCCAACGCUUUGGACAGUGUAGACAGAUCAAUUUUGCUUAACCAGCUGCCUGUGAAUGGUGUUCAACCAGCGGUUUGCAACCGGAUAAGCGAGUACUUCGUAAACCGAUCUCAGCUAAACGGUAAAGGUCCCACCUUGUUAGUGAUGGCUGGGACAUUCUACAAGGAGCAAUCCACUCCCCUCUUCUUUUCUCCAUACAUCGAAAUACGUCCAAUUCCCUCAACCUUAUUGGAUGUAAGUAAGCUGA
Messenger RNA from Dicrocoelium dendriticum, 565 nucleotides. NCBI's taxonomy places the organism in Eukaryota, Metazoa, Platyhelminthes, Trematoda, Plagiorchiida, Dicrocoeliidae. The record is from the annotation of a GenBank genome assembly.